AUGGCCCUCGCACCAAAGUUCAAAGGCCACCGGCUUCUCUUCUUCCAAGAUGACCCGGCUGCGCCGGCUCCGACUGAGUCCUUUGAGCCUCUGCACACAAUCGAGCUGUACCUGGACUAUGUGUGCCCCUUCUCAGCAAAGCUCUUCAAGACGUUCGUGACGGACGUGGCGCCCAAGAUCCGCGCGGACCCGGCCCUCGCGCAGAAGAUGCAGGUCAUCUUCCGGCAGCAGAUCCAGCCGUGGCACCCGUCGUCGACGCUGGUGCACGAGGCGGGCGUGGCGGUGCUGAAGCUGGCGCCGGGCAAGUUCUGGGACUUCAGCGCGGCUCUCUUCGCGGCGCAGAAGGACUACUUUGACGUCAACGUCGUCAACGAGGGCCGCAACCAGACGUAUGCGCGGCUGGCCAAGCUGGCGGCCGGCAGCACGGGCGUCAGCGAGGCCGAGUACGUCAAGCUGCUGCAGAUCCCCGAGACGGCGGCGGACGACGGCAGCUUGAACGUUGGGAACGGCGUCACGAAUGAUCUGAAGCUGCUGAUCAAGGCGGCGAGGCUGGUGGGUGUGCAUGUUAGUCCGACUGUCAUUUUUGAUGGCAUUGUGAACAAUGAUAUCAGCUCGGGCUGGACAGCCGAUCAGUGGCUGGAUUGGCUUAAGAAGAAUGUUGCGUAG
Messenger RNA from Phaeoacremonium minimum UCRPA7, 666 nucleotides. Its product is annotated as putative thioredoxin-like protein. The coding region runs from base 1 to 666 and encodes 221 amino acids. NCBI's taxonomy places the organism in Eukaryota, Fungi, Ascomycota, Sordariomycetes, Togniniales, Togniniaceae. The transcript has 2 exons. The record is from RefSeq and is a predicted model, not a curated record.